CUGCCGAAAACAAUAACAAAUAAAACAAAUUUAAAUACUCCUGGCCACAAAUGGACGACGGCGAGCUGGUCAAGCUGAUUGAAAGCCACAAGAUCCUGUACGACAAGGACAGCGCCCGGAGCGUAAAGAAUGCGGCGCUAAAGGACGCGGCCUGGAAGGCAAUCUCCCUGAAAAUGGGCGCCUCCGAACGGGCCUGCAUUACGCGCUGGAAGAGCAUCCGUGACCGAUUCGGCAAGGAGUUCCGACGCUUCCAGGAACGACCCGAUGAGCCCACCUACUGGGACAUGUUCCCACGCCUGCUCUUCCUCAAGGACCACUACAAGCAGGGCCUGGCCAAGAACGAGAGCCUGGACGGGAUGCGAUUCGCGACGCGGGAGCAGCGACGAAGGCCAAAGGCAGAUGCAGAGCAGGAGAAGCGCCGCAGGGGCGAGGCGGAGGAGGAGGAGGACUGCCAGGACGACCUGCUCAACGAACAGCUCAUCGAGCUGGUGAAGAUGCAUCCUGUGCUCUAUGACCGCCACAAGAUUCGGGUCUCUAAAAACCUGGCGGCCAAAAACGAGGCUUGGCGUAAGAUUUCGGAGAACCUUAAUGUUUCAGAGGAACUCUGCUAUAACCGCUGGAAAAAGUUGCGAGACCGCUUCGCUCGGGAGUAUCGAAACCAGCAAAUCAACCAGGCCACGCCCAUCACCUGGCGGUACUUCAAGGAACUGCUCUUCCUGGGCCGGCACUUUCGCAAGGGAGUGCCGCUGAUCCUCGAGAAUAUCAAGAGACGUGGGCGACCGCCCAAGUCUACCAACUCUCCCUGCAAUCCCACGAAGCAGCCUACAGUCAUGGGCAUCUCGAGUGGCGAACAAAUCUGGGGCGCUGACUAUCCCUACAGCACGGAUAACGACGAGCUGGAAGAUGAGCUGGAGCUGCCCUAUGAUGAUAACGAGGAAAUCGAGAUUAUCUCCGAGGCAGAGCAGACCACGCCGUACGACUUUAUCCUCACAGAGGCCACGCAAUCACAGGUCUUGGAGCCACCGCAGCAGCAGCUGCAGGUCACCACCACGACGCCAGCAACGAGCGAGGAUUUAGUUCAUCAUCCCGCCGUGGAGGUGCUGGCCUCCGUUGUGGAUGAUUCUUCACCACCACCUGCCACAUCCGACAAGCUGCUUACCACUGUGAUAGCCAACAUGGAGACAGUGCUGCAGCAAUCGAGGGAGCUGCAGGCUCAGAUUCAACAGGAGCAGUUGGAUCAGGAGAAGGAGCAGCGCCAGGCUCCGCCGGAGAAUAGCCUUCUGGCCAAGGCUCAGAUGCUGCUGGACGGCCUGAGUCCCUUGGAGCGCUCGAAUGCUGAGCGCAAGAUUGUGCAGUUUCUGUGCCAGUGCCAGAUCAAGGCUCUCGAUGGGGAGGAGAUCGAAGAUGUGGCGCCCUGCCAGUUAUUCAGUUGAAGAAGUGUGGUAAUGUUUGGGGUUCCUAUUAGUUAAUUGUGAAUAAGUAUUAUAAGCUGAAAAUAAUGUUCAGUAAGACUAAGUAAUUAAGAAAUAGAAAGCAUUUUUGUACAUGUA
Drosophila kikkawai is the source of this 1550-nucleotide messenger RNA. RefSeq lists its product as uncharacterized. The record is from RefSeq and is a predicted model, not a curated record. NCBI's taxonomy places the organism in Eukaryota, Metazoa, Arthropoda, Insecta, Diptera, Drosophilidae. Gene Ontology annotation, biological process: regulation of transcription by RNA polymerase II. Gene Ontology annotation, cellular component: nucleus; transcription regulator complex.